AUGUCCUUCAACGAGUUCCUCAAGCGGCGCUCGCUCAAGGCCGACGAUACUCGCCGUACGCGAGCGGCCGAAUUGACACUGCGCCAGUCCAUCUAUCCCAUUUGCCUGGUUACCAUUCUGUUCUUUCUCUGGGGAUUUAGCUAUGGUCUACUAGAUACCCUCAACAAGCAUUUCCAGGUUGUACUUGGUAUCAAUCGAUCACGUUCGGCGGGUCUGCAGGCCGCUUACUUUGGCGCGUAUCCUCUGGCUUCCGUUGGUCAUGCGGCAUGGAUUCUUCGGCAUUACAGCUACCGUGCUGUUUUCAUAUGGGGCUUGUGUCUGUAUGCCCUUGGUGCUCUGUUGGCCAUUCCGGCACUCAAGAACCAUAGCUUUGGCGGAUUCUGUGCUUGCAUCUUCAUUAUUGGCAAUGGCCUUGGGUCGCUCGAGACGGCUGCAAACCCCUACAUCACAGUCUGCGGUCCUCCAAGAUACUCCGAGAUUCGAAUCAAUAUUUCACAGGCCUUUAAUGGCGUGGGCACCGUCAUUGCCCCGGUGCUGGGUUCAUACGUCUUCUUCAACUUCAGUGAUGAGCGUGCGCUUGACAAUGUCCAGUGGGUCUAUCUAGCCAUUGCCAUCUUUGUGCUCCUGCUCGCCACGUUAUUCUUCAUGUCUGAUAUCCCAGAAAUCACUGAUGCCGACAUGGAGUUCCAAGCAAAGGAAACACAUGCCGGCGCCACAGAGAAACCAUUUAUUAAGCAGUACAAACUAUUCCAUGCCGCAUUUGCCCAAUUCUGUUACACGGGUGCUCAAGUAGCCGUUGCUAGCUUCUUCAUCAAUUAUGCCACAGCCACCCGCCCAGGCACAUCCGACUCCCUCGGGUCCAAGUUCUUUGCUGGCGCGCAGGCAGCAUUCGCCAUCGGACGAUUCACCGGUGUCGGCAUUAUGAAAUAUGUCCGUCCGCGAUGGGUUUUCCUUGCCUUCAUCUCGUGCUGUAUCAUCUUUCUCUGCCCGUCGAUAACCCAGCGCGGCAACACGGGCAUCUCGAUGCUCUACGUCGUCUUGUUCUUCGAGUCCAUUUGCUUCCCUACCAUUGUCGCGCUUGGCAUGCGAGGCCUGGGUCGACACACCAAGCGCGGCAGCGGCUAUAUUGUCGGCGGUGUCGUUGGCGGUGCCGUUGUCCCGCCCGCAACAGGCGCUGCAGGAGAUACAUUUGGUGACGGCUACGCCAUGUUUGUGCCGCUGAUAUUCAUGGUAAUGGCUUGGACAUACGCCGCCUGCGUCAACUUUGUUCCCGCAUACAGAAAUGUCGUCGACUCUCUUGGUGAGGCUGAGAUUGGCAUUGUACACCGGACAGAAGAUGAGGAGAACAGCAAAUCAACAUCAAAUGAUGAGAAAUCAAGGGAAGAGCAUGCACACAUCGGGCAUGUUACGAAGGAAAAUACUGUGGAGACGGACGCUGCACUGGCUUCGGCACCAAAGGAUUUAUAG
Molecule: messenger RNA, 1467 nt
Organism: Metarhizium brunneum ARSEF 3297
Lineage: Eukaryota; Fungi; Ascomycota; Sordariomycetes; Hypocreales; Clavicipitaceae
Gene: gluP
Product: Glucose/galactose transporter
Biological process (GO): transmembrane transport
Molecular function (GO): transmembrane transporter activity
Source: RefSeq, a predicted model, not a curated record